Molecule: messenger RNA, 4758 nt
Organism: Mya arenaria
Lineage: Eukaryota; Metazoa; Mollusca; Bivalvia; Myida; Myidae
Product: bifunctional coenzyme A synthase-like
Exons: 11
Coding region: 96-1769 (557 amino acids)
Biological process (GO): coenzyme A biosynthetic process
Molecular function (GO): dephospho-CoA kinase activity; ATP binding
Source: RefSeq, a predicted model, not a curated record
CAUUAUUCUUUUUUUGUUUACAUACGUUUUACUUGUCACUACUAGAACUUAAAUUUCCAACAUACUGUUUUUAGUCUGUUUUAAUAGGAUAAAGGAUGUUCAAAACGGCCUUGUUGGUUGUCACCAAACCAUUGAGCCAGCUUCGUGCUCAUAUUCCAGAGUACUUGACUCAAAUAAACAGUCUUGUUUCUAAAACAGCAUAUGUUCAUAUACACCCAUUUGAUUUACCUGUUUCGAAAGCUGAACUGUUGACAGCUCCUUACUCAAAAGAAGUAAGAAAUAUCAUCAAGGAUUUUUAUACCACCAGCUCAAAAACUUGUUCAAAUAUUGAUGUAAGAGUUCUUGUUGGUCAUUUAACCAAUGAUGGCAAAGCUAUUGAGAAAUACACGUUCAGGGAACCUUGUGAUGUAGUUUUGAUUGAUAGAAAAAUUGUUGAUGACAAAGUGUCUGACUUUGUCAAGAGUUUACAGCCAAACUUUAGCCUGACAUCAGAUGUUUCAUUCAAAACUGUUGAAGACAAUGCAGCAAAUGAUGAUGAGCCAGAUUCCAAAAGAAAGCGGCCGAAUACUCCUGAAGAUGCAAAACCAUUGAAGCAGUACAGUCACACAGUGGUCGGAGGAACCUAUGACCGACUACAUGUAGGACACAAACUCUUGCUGUCUGAAGCUUGUGCUCUUGCCACAGAAAAACUGACGGUUGGCGUAACAACUGGACCAAUGCUCAAUAGUAAAGUACUGAAUGAAUUAAUUCAGCCAACAGAUACAAGAAUAGACAUAGUGAAACAGUUCCUUCAAGAAGUCAAACCCAGCUUGGAAUAUUCAAUGUAUGCAAUUACGGAUGGCUUUGGUCCCACAGUACCGGCAGAGUCUAACGAUGACAUGAAAGAUUCUUCUACAAUGGAGCUGAUUGUUUUAAGCCAGGAGACAGUGAAGGGAGGGGAAAUGAUCAAUGCAGAGAGAAAGAAAAUGGGUCUGAAUGAGCUGGAAGUGUACAAGAUAGACCUACUAGAAGACUCCUGUCAUUCACAGUAUGAAGAGGAGAAAGUCAGCUCGUCUUCACUCCGAAAACGCCUGCUAGGCACGCUCUUUCACCCUGUUCAGGUGAAGCCUAACAUUCCGACCAGGCCGUACAUACUUGGCUUGACUGGAGGAAUAGCCAGUGGCAAAUCGUCAGUGUGUAAAAGGUUGGAGGGACAGGGGGCACGCAUCGUCGACUGUGAUAAAUUGGGUCACCGCGCUUACGUCAAGGGUACCCCCGGUUUUGACAAAAUAGUUGAUGCAUUUGGAUCAGGGAUUGUCGGGGAUGAUGGUGAGGUCAACAGGCGAGCUCUGGGAACAAUAGUGUUCGGAAACAAGGAAGAACUCAACAAAUUAAACCAACUAGUUUGGCCAGAAAUUGCUCGCCUUGCACAAGAACAAAUCCAACAGUAUACCAAAGACGGUGCGGCCGUAGUGGUCCUUGACGCUGCCGUAUUACUGGAGGCAGGCUGGGACGACAUGUGCCACGAGGUGUGGACAACACUGGUGCCGAGGCAGGAGGCAAUCAAACGUCUAGUAGACCGGAACAAGAUGUCUGAAGAUGCAGCUGCCAAGCGUCUAGACUCUCAGAUCUCAAACAGUGACCGGGUUGCGCGCGCACACGUGAUUCUGUGUACAUUGUGGGAGUAUGAAUACACACAGAAGCAGGUGGAAACAGCUUGGAAACUGCUCACGGAAAGAUUACCUGUGUCACAUGAGGGAAACACAACUGUGGCUAAAUCAAAUAUAUAAACUGAUAAAAACGAGGAUGUUUCAAUCAUAAAUGUGAUGGGAUGUUUUGCGGUGCUUGACGCGGACGUGCUUUCAUAAAGAAAACGUGCCUGUUCAAUACAAUGUUCGUCAUUUUUGUCAAAGCCUUUGGGUCGUUGAAGUGCAAAACUCUUUAAUCUUGGUCAUAACACAGAAGCUGUUUUUAGGUAAACCGUUCAUCAUAAGGAGAUUGCAUGGAGGGGUUCGUGCAUUUUAGAUAUCAACAUCGAGAUUAGUUCUGUGUUUAACUUAUCUUGAUUAACCAUUAUAUUAUUUCUGCUAAGAGUACAUUAUUAUAUAAAUGGAAGGUAAUAAAUCAAACAAAAAAUAAUAAGAUAAUAUAGCUAUUUCAUAAAAAACAAACAUAAUGCCUAUAUAAAAAACUCUCGGUGAACAUUUUAAAUAAAAAAUCAAACAUAAGCUUUUGCAACUUAAAAAAUGAAAUUUGACCUGGCCCAAAUUUCUCGAAACUUCUUAAGUCCUUUAUAACUGGAUUAAGCUAAGCUCCCUAUUUUUCUUUGUCUUUCAUUGGUGUAAUAUUAACUUCUUUAAGAGUUAUAAGACUUUAAAUAGGAAUUACCUAUAUGAUUAUCACAAUAAUCAAUAUUUCAUUUACCAAAAUCACAUAUAAGUAUAUUUUUGUCUUAUAUAAAUAAGCUACUCAAGCUUGUUAAACUUCUUAAGUCCAUUAUAAAACGAUUAAGCUUAGCUCAAUAUUUUUGGUUUACAAUAAAUUGCGUAAUAUUAACUUCUUUUUAUAUUCUGGGUAGGAAUUAUCAUUACGGAAAGCACAUUAAACCAUUUUUUAUUUAUCAAGAUUCAAUUUAAGUAUGUAUUUUGGCUAAUUAAAAUAAGCUACUCAAGCCUUUUAAGCUUAAGAAGUUUCGAGAAAUUGGGGCCAGUAGCCUUUUUAUUUAUGAUGGAUGGCUUACAUUAACAUAUUCAAAUGAUGAUUGGCGCACAUGUAGGAGAGACAAUACGCGCAUGUAUAGCAAGUCUCAUAAAUCAGGCUUUAUUAAAAGCUGCACUCUCACAGAUUGACCGUUUUUACAACUUUGUUUAUUCGUUUUGUCAUAUCUUGGAAUGAGCAAAUUUGUGCGUAAAUAUCUGCCAACCAGUAAUAUAAGAUUGCUGACAAAAGAUCAGAUCGCAGAUUUCCACAUUUCCGUUCGAAAAUGUUUUAUGGCUUAAAGCGUUUCUAGCGGUUUAAGGAAAAUGCAUAAAACAUCAACUUUUGAACUUAAAUAUGUAAAUCUGCGAUCUGUUUUUUUAUCAGCAGUCUUAAAUAACUGGUUUCCAUGCAUUUCGCAUAAAUUUGCUAGUUUAAAGACAAAAAAAAUAUAUAUAUAUAUAUAAGUUGUCAAAACGUUUGAUCUGUGAGAGUGCAGCUUUAAUUAGUAUUGGGUGGUUUAAAAAUGCACUCUAACUCCCUAAAAAGAUUUGCCACCAUUAAUAACAUUGUUUUAAAAUUCCAAAAAGGUGAUUAAAUGCCAGGAAAUAAAAUGGUUAUUAUGAAUGAUACCGAGUUUAAUUUGAAAGAAAUGAGCAUAAAACACGGUAUUUCUACCUUAUUAGACUAUAGUAGAACACAGUUAAUAUUUUAGAAUUCACCAAUCAUUUAAUAUUUUAGCGCUUUCCGCUAUUACAUUCACGGUUACAAUCUUAUCAGUAGUUAAUAUUUUCCAUGUAUGCAUUAUUUAGUAAGUAGUUCAAGGUUUAUCUGUCAAAAUUUAUGUUUGUUAUACAUUUGUAUGCAUUGAUUUUAAAUAAGAGUUUCACUUUAGACAAUAUUUAUUGUACAUAAGAACAUGAAGCAAAGACAUAAAUUACAUACAUGAUAAGUAAGGAUUAGUGAGGUAUUAUAUUUAUACUUAUCUCCUUUUAUUUGGGGGGGGGGGUAUUUUUUAAUACGUUUUGAGUUAUGCCCCUUGAUGAAAUAGGGAUCAAAACACAGACGAGUGCAUUCGGAACUACUCGGCCAUUUUUAUCUAAAACAACCUUGGAUGUAUGCCGGGACAUCAGUAGAAGUAGUUCGUAAUUUUUUUAAAUUAUAUCAUUAAUUAGUAGUGUUUUAGCUUGUAUUUGUUGAUCUUAGUUUACAUAGAUUAUUUUAUUGCAAACAUAAUUAAAAUUCCCAAAAAUGAAAUGAUUAAGUUUAACUGCUAAAAUAAAUGACUAAGCGGUCUACUUGCAGCGGACUUAAACAAACCGAUUUCUGAGUAUGUAAAUCGUCCAUAUACAUCCGAGGUUGUUUUCGAUCAAAAUGGCCGAGGAGUUUCAAAUAAGACGAGUGUCGGCGUUCGCUCUUCGACUCUCUUGUUUGACUCUGUUGUAAAUGCUAUGAACAAAACGUGAAUAAUAAUGAGAUAAUGACUGUAACACAUGUUUACUUCUUGUAGUUUAACGUUAUGAAAUGUUCUUCUUUUGUAAUAUGUCUAUUAUAAUAUAUGACAAUUGGGUUGUCCGCUUCUCACCAGGGCGACCCGGGUUCGAUUCCCGGCCUGAGCGCAUGUGAGUUUGGUUAGUGGUCACCAAGCCGGACAAGUGGGUUUUCUCCGGGUACUCCGGUUUUCCCCACAUUCCCGGUCUCGUGCAACAUCGUGGCAACGAGAGUGACUUAGUUUAAGCUAUCAUAGCUUUCUUCACAAUCGUUGCAAAUUAUAUAAUCUUUAAAAUGUUAUAUGUAAUCCUAUCGUAUUGUCCAGUCAAUUAGCUGGAUUUUCAAUAAGUAAAAAUGUUAAUUUCUUAUAGAGUUUUACGUAAUGAAACGUUCUUCUUCUGUAAUAUGUCUAUUAUAUAUUAUCAUAUAGUAUUGUCCAGUCAAUUAGCUGGAUUUUCAAUAUGUAGCGUUGUUUGUUUUUUACAGUUUUAAGUAAAAAUAGAAUAAAAAAGUAUCCAUUUAUUCAUCCUAUGUAGUUUCAGUAAUCUGGGACAACAUAACACAUGAUUUCUAAUAUAUGUUUGAAAACAC